Messenger RNA from Capronia coronata CBS 617.96, 1797 nucleotides. RefSeq lists its product as uncharacterized. The transcript is spliced from 3 exons. NCBI's taxonomy places the organism in Eukaryota, Fungi, Ascomycota, Eurotiomycetes, Chaetothyriales, Herpotrichiellaceae. The record is from RefSeq and is a predicted model, not a curated record. The coding region runs from base 1 to 1797 and encodes 598 amino acids. Gene Ontology annotation, molecular function: protein binding; RNA polymerase II transcription regulatory region sequence-specific DNA binding; DNA-binding transcription factor activity, RNA polymerase II-specific.
AUGGAAACGGUUUUCAUCACCAUUCAUGAUUUGUCUUUGGAUGCGCGCAUUCGGUACUGCUCGGAUUCCAUUGAGGACAUUCUGGGGUACCUUCCGCCUGAAGUCACCGGCAAAUCAUGCUGGGAAUACUUCCACCCAGAUGAGAUCCCUUUCGGGCGGUCCAUUCAUGGCCGGGGCAUCAGCCUCGACAAGGCCGCAGUUAUGAACUACUGUCGGAUCAAGCACAAGGACGGCUCUUGGGUUGCCUGUGAAUGUGUCUUUACCGUGGUUUAUGAUGUUUUGGUCGCUAGCACUGCAGUCUACCGACGGGGUCCAAAGGCAAGGCAGAGGGCUCUUGAUGGAGCUGGCAUUCGUCGGAUCUUCUCUUCGUCACCGCGGGAUCCCCGAUACCACAUGCUCUCUUUCCUGUCCAACAAAUUCUAUCAGGAACCGGCUGUCCACAAUCCAGAGCCGCGAGCCGCAAUAUUCCUCAAUCGUUUCACCCGCACCUCCACUGUCAUGUACGCCACCGACGGAUUGACUGCCAUUCUUGGCAUCCAACCAUCAGAGCUUAUUGGGAAGAGCUUCUACUACUGCAUCGAAGAGAACUGUCUGCAGGAUGCGAUCAAGUGUCUUGAAAGCGCAAAAGCUAACGACUCCAUUGCCUACCUGAGGUUUCGGUAUCGCAACCCACUUCAAGACGCGAAUAGGGCACACUCCGAGUCGGUGCGCGGUCUUGAUGAGAGCGACGAAGACGACGACGGCGGUGUCCCCUUGACAAAUGGAAUCAGAUCCGGGUCAAGUGUCUCGAUGACGGAUGCUUCCACGCCGCGUGUAGCCGAAGACAGUUCUCUGCAGACAUCCACUCAGGCUGACACGCUUCCUGAUGGAGUGGGGCCAGCGCAAGCUGAUGGGACAGGACAACCAGUUGAAGCUCAGGCUGUCCCAGCUGGUCCCAAUCCCCUGAUACAGAGAUCUACUUCUGGCGACAGCACCGAUGUGGAAGCAAGCCAUCAAGACGGUUCUUUUGAUACUGCGGAGUCCGGAAGAUCUUCAUCGUCUCAAACCCUUCAGGAAGAUCUUGCCUCAGAGCCGCUGGAGCUUGAAGCCGUCGUCUCUUGCACUUCAGAUGGCCUGGUUGUGAUCCUUCGUCGUGCAAGACCUCUCGUACCACACACUCUCGGUGCCACGGAGGCCCCAUAUUACUCCAAUGGGGUCUUCGCAGCGCCUUGGGCUCCGGAGCCAAUGCUGCCUCCUCACACGACCCAAGCCAGUGUGGUUCCUGCCACUCCAGUCCCAGCCGCCCAAGACACCGCACAGGACGGUUUCAUGGCCGCAAUCAGAGACGUUGCCGUCUUCGCUUGGUCACUUACUGGCAUCAACGGCUCCGUUGCACAGUAUGCUCAUGGUCAAGCUUCCGGCGAGGCGUUGCCACCAGGAGGCAUGCCCGUUUGGGACCCUGAUGCCAAAACCGACCCCAGUUCGGACGAACUGUUCAACGGCUUUCUCGGCAGCGCACAUCGACCGUUUGCUGGUAUGGAAGAGCCAAUGCCGCGGAGAGGCGAUGAAUUCAGCAGCAGUGACGAUGAGGUUGUCUGGAAGCGGGUUUCCACGCUGCCCGCGUGGCGGCGGCCCAAGCGAAGAGGUGAUGAUGCCUUUGGCACUGACGGAUUCGAUGGAGACGAUGGCGAGAACGAAUCUGGAGGCCGCAAAAAAGCAACCAUGUCACAGACCGGUUCUCGAUCAGGAGGAACGUCCGCUUCGGGUCCUACUUCUGGCUCAGAGUCUAAAGCCGGGUCGACGACCGAUUCGACCUGA